Salvia miltiorrhiza (redroot sage) is the source of this 2067-nucleotide messenger RNA. Its product is annotated as apyrase 2-like. Gene Ontology annotation, cellular component: membrane. The transcript is spliced from 11 exons. Bases 219 to 1772 code for a protein of 517 amino acids. Gene Ontology annotation, biological process: nucleoside diphosphate catabolic process. Lineage: Eukaryota; Viridiplantae; Streptophyta; Magnoliopsida; Lamiales; Lamiaceae. Gene Ontology annotation, molecular function: nucleoside diphosphate phosphatase activity. The record is from RefSeq and is a predicted model, not a curated record.
GCCGUUAAUUAAUUAAUUUGGGUACAAAUCAAAGUUUCCAUCUCUCACUUUGCGUCUUCCUCAACUCAUUUGUUCAUGCACGCCCUCCAAAACUAACACUUCACAGAGGAGCAUCUCCCACUCUUCUUCUGUGUUGUUGUUCAAGAUAGAGAUCCCCUCUCUACUGAUUCCGUCGAAUUAUUUAUAGACGGAUCCGCGUGGAUUGGGUAGAGUUGUGGAUGGAAGGAGCUAAAUCAUUUUGGAAAGGCGACGAGCAGGAAGAGCUGGAGUCGGUGCAGGAUACCCAGCCAUUGAAGUCUGGUGGGGGAAACGGCCAGAUUCGAUUUCGAUCACCGUCGGCUGCUGAGCUUUUGGAUGCGCAGCAGCAAGUUCAGAUGGAGAAGGUUUUGAAAAGAAACAGGCAGCACGAGACCUUCUCUGACAAGUUCCAGAGAUGGCGUGGUGCGAUGCUAUUGGUUUUUGUCCCUCUCCUGCUGAUCUCCUUUGUGCUAUUUCUCAUGCCCUCGAGGUCGUCUCCCGAUUCUAUCUCUCGUAAGUUCGCACCAAACUUCAUGUCUAAGAAAUAUGCGGUCAUCUUUGAUGCCGGAAGCUCUGGCAGUCGGGUGCACGUCUUCUGCUUCAACAAGCAGCUAGAUCUCGUUCCCAUGGGCGAAGAACUCGAGCUUUUUGAGCAGCUAAAACCAGGUCUGAGUGCAUAUGCAAAGGACUCUGAGGCUGCUGCAAAAUCCCUCUCAAAACUACUUGAAAAAGCUGAAGCAGCAGUUCCUGGAGAGCUGCGGUCCAUCACGCCAGUUAAAGUUGGGGCUACUGCUGGUCUAAGGCAAUUGGAAGGUGAUGCAUCUGACAGGAUUUUACAAGCAGUGAGGGAUUAUUUGAAGAAUAAAAGCUCCCUGAAGUCAAAGGCUGACUGGGUCACAGUUUUGGACGGGAAUCAGGAAGGUGCUUAUCAAUGGGUGACCAUUAACUAUCUAUUGGGAAAUUUGGGCAACGAGUACUCUGGUACUGUUGGAGUGGUUGAUCUUGGGGGUGGUUCUGUACAAAUGGCAUAUGCCAUCUCAGAGUCAGAUGCUGCUAAAGCUCCUAAGGUAUCUGGUGGAGAGGAGUCAUAUGUGCAGCAAAUGUAUCUCAAGGGAAGAAAAUAUUAUCUGUACAUUCACAGUUACCUACAUUAUGGUUUACUGGCUGCUCGAGCUGAGAUUUUGAAAAUCACUCAAGAAUCUGACAAUCCAUGCCUACUCGCGGGCUAUGACGGUUCUUACAAAUAUGGCCAAACAGUGUAUAAGGCUUCUGCUUUGCCCUCUGGUUCCAGCCACAGCAAAUGUAGGGAGACAGCCAUUAAGGCUCUGAAAGUCAAUGAAUCUUGUACCCAUAUGAAAUGUACGUUUGGCGGUGUUUGGAAUGGCGGGGGUGGCGAUGGCCAGAAGAAUUUGUUUGUUGCUUCAUUUUUCUUCGAUAGAGCUGCUGAGGCGGGUUUUGUUGACCCAAACCUGCCUGUUGCCACGGUUCGUCCAUCUGAUUUCGAGGAGGCAGCUAAACAAGCUUGCCAAACUCGUCUUGAAGAUGCCAAGGCUACAUAUCCUCGCGUCCAAUCCGAAAACCUUCCUUACCUCUGCAUGGACCUUGUUUAUCAGGUUGCUCUGCUUGUUGAUGGAUUAGGCAUUGAUCCAUGGCAAAAGAUUACAUUGGUGAAAAAAGUUAAAUACCAGAAUUCACUCGUCGAAGCAGCAUGGCCGUUGGGCAGUGCCAUCGAGGCUGUGUCGUCACCCGCCUAACUACUUUGCCUCCCGGUUGGCACAUUUGAUUGAUCUGAGUGCAUAUUCUGCAACUGGUUUGCAAGUAUAGCGUUUGGAAUUGGAACUUUGGUGAUGAAAUUCGUGAUUCAAUAUAUUCCAAGUUUAUUUUUAGUUAAAUGAAAAAAUAAGAAGAAUUUGAAACUUAGAUUUAGCAUAGCAGAAGUGAUUACUGGUAUUUACUCAUUGUACUGAUAAACGCAAAGAUUCAGCAUUUUUUUUGUCAUGUUAACGAAUUCGCCAACUCUUCUAUUGAGCUUUAAUUAUUUUUGCAGCA